This is a messenger RNA of Drosophila eugracilis, 1440 nucleotides long. RefSeq names its product 2-amino-3-ketobutyrate coenzyme A ligase, mitochondrial (gene Gcat). Gene Ontology annotation, molecular function: pyridoxal phosphate binding; glycine C-acetyltransferase activity. The transcript is spliced from 4 exons. Gene Ontology annotation, biological process: L-threonine catabolic process; biosynthetic process. The coding region runs from base 106 to 1359 and encodes 417 amino acids. The record is from RefSeq and is a predicted model, not a curated record. Lineage: Eukaryota; Metazoa; Arthropoda; Insecta; Diptera; Drosophilidae.
UUGCUGUCAUUUAGUCGAGAGCGAGUCGUCGAACGGAUCUGGACACCAGCCAGCCGGAAAAUAUAUAUUCGCGAAUAUUAAAGAUAUAUAUAAACUAGCGGCAUUAUGUCAAUUAUCUCAAAAAUAUCAAUUAUUCGAGGAGUGGGGGGACGUCAUUAUAGUGCUGUUGCUCAGACUCAGCUGAGGGAGAUAUUAGGCACCCAGCUGGCUGGGAUCAAGGAAGCGGGCACCUUUAAGGCAGAAAGAAUCAUCACAUCUUCGCAGAGCACCCAGAUAACAGUAGAAGGCAGCGAUAAGAAGAUACUUAACUUCUGUGCCAACAACUAUCUUGGGCUGGCGAACAAUCCGGAGAUCGUGAAGCACAGCCAGCAGCUGCUGGAGCAGUAUGGCGCUGGCCUGAGCUCGGUGCGUUUCAUUUGCGGUACCCAGGAUAUACACAAGCAGUUGGAGAAGAAGAUAGCCCAGUUUCAUGGACGUGAGGAUACUAUUUUGUAUGCUUCCUGCUUUGACGCCAAUGCGGGGAUCUUUGAGGCCAUACUGACGCCGGAGGAUGCAGUGUUUUCUGAUGAACUAAACCACGCCUCGAUCAUCGAUGGUAUCCGGUUGUGCAAGGCCAAGAAGCAGCGCUACAGGCACCGGGAUUUAAAGGAUUUGGAGGAUCAAUUGAAGGCGAGUGAUGCCCGGCUUAAGCUUAUCGCCACCGAUGGUGUAUUUUCCAUGGAUGGAAACAUCGCACCUUUGGCAAAAAUUGUUGAGUUGGGCAAAAAGUACAAUGCCCUGGUGUUUGUGGAUGAGUGCCAUGCAACGGGGUUCUUUGGCGACACAGGGCGAGGAACCGAAGAGUACGCCAAUGUGAUGGGUGAGGUGGACAUAAUCAACUCUACCCUGGGUAAGGCUCUAGGUGGAGCUUCCGGUGGUUAUACUACAGGUCCCGCCGAGCUCAUCUCGUUUCUGCGACAGAAAUCCAGGCCAUAUCUCUUCUCCAAUACCCUACCGCCAGCAGUUGUGGCGGUUGGUUUAAAGGUCAUGGAUAUGCUACUCCAAUCCAGCGAACUAACCCAGCGCGUUCAGAGUAACACUCAGCGUUUCCGGAAGGCUAUGACCAAGGCUGGAUUUACCAUAGCUGGCGAGAAUCAUCCCAUCUCCCCCGUUAUGUUGGGAGAUGCUCGCCUGGCCACCAAGUUUGCGGAUGAGAUGCUGACACGUGGCAUCUAUGUCAUCGGCUUUAGCUACCCAGUGGUGCCUCAAGGAAAGGCCCGAAUCCGCGUUCAAAUCUCCGCUGCCCAUACUGAAGCUGAAAUCGAUCGAGCCAUUGAUGCAUUCAUUGAAGUUGGUCGCUCUCUGAAAGUAAUCCAGUAAACUACAAGGAAAAGAAUAUUGCCAAUUAUUCCAAGUCCAAUUUUGCAUUUACAUUAAAACCCUGCAUUUAUCUAUUAAAUA